ACUUCAUUCUCGGCAGGGUUCGCGUACUCCGCGUCACGCGACAGCAUCGUAGAGCUGCGGACCCGCGACGAGUUCGAGUCCUGCGACCUAACCAACCCGAUCAGGCUCUACACAGGCGGGCUCGACAAGGUGAGGCUCGAAGAAGAGGGGACCCGUUACUUCACGAGCAGCAAGCCCGAGAACUGCCGAAACGGGCUCAAGUUGCACGUCGAUGUGGCGAACCGACCCGAGUCUAGUGAGCCCAAGAAGGCGGUCGAACCGGCCGUUACUCGGGCAAUCGCAGAGGGGCCCAAGCCGUCAGGCUCGGCCGGUUUGAAGGCAUACUGGCUAGUGUGGUUUGCUGUGGGUCUUCUUAGCAGCAUGAGCUUGUUUGCUUGAAAGUUGGUUCUAGCUGCUGCUGCUGCUGCUGCUGCUGCUGCUGCUGCUUAUGUUUUGUAGCUCUAUGAUAACAACAUCAAGUUGACCCAAAACAUUUUUAGGGUGUUAUGUUUUUGGCUUAGUUGGUUUUGUUUGAACAAUAAUGGUAUUGUAAAAGCUAUAUAUGCUUACUCUAUUUAGGCUUAAAUUUGCUGUGUUUAUUGCCUACUCUAUUUAUUAGGGUUACUCAACACAGUAUAUAAAAAAUUUGGAGCAUUGUGAAUAAA
Messenger RNA from Ananas comosus (pineapple), 644 nucleotides. Its product is annotated as early nodulin-like protein 3. The transcript has a single exon. Gene Ontology annotation, cellular component: plasma membrane. The annotation marks the transcript as partial. NCBI's taxonomy places the organism in Eukaryota, Viridiplantae, Streptophyta, Magnoliopsida, Poales, Bromeliaceae. The record is from RefSeq and is a predicted model, not a curated record. Gene Ontology annotation, molecular function: electron transfer activity.